UAGUUAGCCAACUUCGCCAAGGUGUUGUAAAUAAUAAACCAACUGGUGAUUCGUUAUGAUUUUACUGUUAUCGUUAACAUUAUCAAUUGAAUAAUUGUAAAACAUUUUUCCAUUGCUGUAUCAGUUAUCUGGCAGCUAUGUCGUGUUCGUUUUCUCUAAUAUGCCCCGCCGUUUUCGUGGUCUGAGGAGGAUUCUAAAAAUGCCUCUCACUGAGGCUGGGGAUCAAUAUUCUGUGUGGGUGGGGUUGAUUUACAUCUUUAAUUUAAUUGUGGGCACAGGAGCCCUAACGUUGCCAGCAGCUUUCGCCCGUGCAGGAUGGGGUCUCAGCACCAUUUCGCUGGUGUUCCUUGCGUUCAUGAGUUAUUUAAACGUAACUUAUGUCAUCGAGACUAUGGCUUGUGCCAAUGCAGUAUUCAAAUGGAAAAGACUGCAGGCAAUAAAGAGAGAGAGUAUCCAAGACCACGACUCGGAUGAUGAGGCAACCACGUCACAGCACCAAGGCGACCUGGAGGAGCCCCUGGUGUGCGGGGAAUCCAUACCCUCUCGGUAUUACAGCCUCGACCGUCGCGUGGAACUCGGAGAAAUGGCCAACCUGUUUUUCAAUAAGACAGGGAGGAUCAUGUUCUACUGCACUCUCUGCGUGUAUUUGUACGGGGAUCUGUCCAUAUACUCCGCAGCCGUGGCCAAGUCUAUAAUGGACGUGGUGUGCUCCUCAGUGCCUUCCAACAUGACGGAUCCAAGCGAAUGGGACGAGCUGUCAUGUUUCAACGCCACGUCACACCUGCAGCCGUACUCCCGGCUAGAAGUGUACCGGAUAGCGCUGCUGACGUUUGUGGGCGCUAUGGGGCCUUUUGUCUUCUUCAACGUACAGAAGACCAAGUAUCUACAGCUGUUUACCUCGGGCAUGAGGUGGUUAGCGUUCGCGAUAAUGAUCUCAAUGGCGAUUCAUCUGCUCAUCGGGCGAGGGCCUCAAGGCCACCCGCCGGCCUUUGACGUCACGGGCAUGCCGACCCUAUUCGGGGCUUGCGUCUACUCCUUCAUGUGCCACCAUUCCCUCCCCGGCCUCGUCAGCCCUAUCCGGGGCAAGAACCAACUCGGCCUCCAUCUCGCUCUGGACUACGCACUUAUUAGCGUUUUCUAUCUCCUUCUAGCAUUCACCGGAGCCUUCGCUUUCGCACGGCUUAACGACCUCUACACACUCAAUUUUGUCCCAAAAGACAACGAGAACAUAUUCCUAGAAAUCGUCGAGUACUUCUUAGCUCUCUUCCCAGUCUUCACCUUAUCGACCAGCUUCCCAAUCAUAGCUAUCACUUUAAGAAACAACCUGCAAAGUCUUUUCCUAGAUACCACGAGGUUGGAGUCGUACAACUUCGUGCUGAGGAAGCUACUCUUUCCAAUCGUCACGGUGACUCCUCCGUUGCUGCUAACGUAUUUUUUAGAAGACAUAAGCAUUCUCAUUGAGUUUACGGGGUCAUACGCAGGCACCGGGAUACAGUAUCUGAUCCCAACGUUUCUAGUGAUAUCCGCUAGGCGGCACUGUAUCAAUUUACUAGGGCUAGGAGUGGUGAACAAGUAUAAGAGUCCCUUCUCUAACGUCGCAUGGGCAGUGUUUGUGCUACUGUGGUCUUUCGUCUGCAUAAUAUUAGUCUCUGUCAAUAUGUUCCAAAAGAAAUCAUGACAGUAAUGCUAUAAAAGCCUGGCGCAAUAUAAAGUUUCAUAAAUGAUAUGUCCGUACGGUAUGAUAAGACCGAAUGAGUAAACAUAUUAUAUCGCUAUUGAUAGACGAAAAUGGUGCUCCACCGGUCCUAUUAGCAUUUUAAUUAUCUAAUUUGCGUUGAAAUAAUGAGAUAACGAACUAGGAUUUGUAUUUUUGAUCGAUUUGUGAAAACAAGUCAAUUUGUCCUUGUCGGUUUGUAUGUCAGUAAUAAAUUAUCAAGUCGGUUUUGUUAUCGAUGCCGGCGUCUGUCCCUAGGACGAAGUUACUUGACCGGGUGUUUUCUGUUCAUUUAAGGCUUGGGAAAGCUGAAAUAAAAUGAUAUUACUGGUCCUUAUAUUAAAAUAAAAAGGUAUAAUAGUAGACAGUUCCUAGCUUGAGUUUAUAGUAUCAACGUUAGGUACUAGUUGGUUACAUUUUAAUAUAGGAACGAGUCUUGAAAAAGUUCUCGGAUAUUGAAGCUAUCUAUUGAAACAUGUCAUUAUUUAUAAUUUAGGUGUAUUUAUUAAAUUCAAGUACUCUCUAAAUUUGGCUACAGUUGCGUAGUCGUAUUCUCUACCUACGCCAUGACGGUGUCAUAGUGAUUUUAUUUACAUUUCUUUCAUUUACUGGAACGGCUGAACAAACAUGCAGGUUGUUUAAUUUUUUAUUUUAGUAGUAACUAUUUUAAAGUAUUUUGAAAUUGAAUUAUUUAACACGCACAAGUAAGAUGCAUGUCUUCCUAAGUGUAGUUUAGAUUUUAUUACCUAUUAAUAAUUAUAUACGAAUUAGGGGUAUCGUAUUUAAAAAAUAUGGAGCAGUAAGGCCCGUAUUAUGAAAUAAUUAGAUUCAAACUCAAGAAAAAAUCCUGCCCAGUCUAUCGAUUGAUUUACUAUUGAAAUUCAGUCAUUCAUAAAAGUAUGUGCUUGAGAGAAUCGAAUUUUGAACAUCGUUUCUUAAUGCGGGUGAAAAUGCUUUAAAUCCAACAUCACUGUCAAGUUGGGUUAAACUCAAAAGUAUUCACGAUUUGAAAGGCCAAAUUAGAAAUAGUAAAACUUGAUCCAAUUUCUAAACAAAAUUAAGUGUAGGUAUUACGCAGCUGUAUUUUUUAUUUUUUAAGUUAUUUUAAGAUUAUUUACUGCUGUAUUUUGUAAAUCGAGCAAUAUUUUUAUUCAACUAAGGGCUGAUUUUUCAAUCGUCGGAUAACUUUUAACUAAAGAAUAAGUUUGGCACUCUGAUAGUUUUAUUAUGGGAAAUAUGUCAAAAUGACAAGGUUAUUCUUCAGUUAUAGAUGAACCACGCUGAACUGUCCCGCCAAACUCAAUGACAGGGGGGCGCUACCAUCGUUCAACUAUACAGGGUGGAAACGAUAAGUGAUCUCACUCGAUUAUUUCUAAACUAUACAAGAUAUCGAUAAACUGAUUACUGAUCCUGAAAGUGCUUCACGAGCUCUUUUAAACGAUAUCAGUAAUAGGUUACAGAAUUAACUGGAUCUAUACGUAAAUUCAAUGUUUUCAGCCUCCAUACUAAAUGUAUGCCACUAUGCCAACCACACAAUAUUAGAAGUGUAUUUUUAUUUUAUUUUAAAUAAUAAACACCUAAAAUUAACUUGUAAAUUGCAUUCUUAUUUGAAAUUAUUCAUGGAAAACAUUGGUUUUAGGCUUUACUUGCUAACAUGUUAUCAAGACACGAGUACCAUGACUGUGGCAGUAUUAAAUGUAUGGAAGCUGGAAACAUCGAAUUUUCGGAUAGAUCCAGUUUAUUUUAUAACUUAUUAUUGGUACCGUUGGAUACAGCUCGUGAAGCACUUCCAGGAUCAGUAACCAGUUUUUGUAUAACUUGUAUAGUUUUUAAUAAUAUGUGGUUUUACUAAAUGUAUGGAGGCCUGAAACAUUGAAUUUUCAGAUAGAUCCAGUUUAUUUUGUAACCUAUUAUUGGUAUUGUUGGAUAGAGCUCGUGAAGCACUUUCAGGAACAGUAACCAGUUUUUGGAUAAAAUAUCUUGUAUAGUUUAGAAAUAAUCGAGUGAGAUCACUUAUCGUUUCCACCCUGUAUGGUUUCCAUGAAGCUACAGAUAAAAAUGGAGGCCACACUCCAAAUACCUACUUGAAGCACAAACUAAGUAUCACUAUCUCGCUCUCUGUGGGCAGACUCGCUCUUUCUAAAUAAACAAAAAAUAUAAAAUUGCUCAAAUUCAAUGAAACCAAUGUAAAAUCUUUAUUUCUUGACAUAGGUAUCAUUAAAAAUGAUAAGUGUAAUUACUGGUAAAACGUUUUAGGAAGAAAUUACUGUAUAAAAUGUGAAAAAUGUUUACAAUGAUCCAAUGUCGGAAAUCACGAAAUAAACACUUACGCGUGGAAUCUUAUGUCACUUCCAGGACACCACGUACUACCGCAACCACGCACUACAAAAUUUUGCACCAAUUCUUGUGAUAAAACAAUGAUUAUUUCCUGUAAACAAUCUCAAACGAAAUUAACUGCUUAAUAAACAAAAUAGUAAACAACCGCCAUGAUGGGCCGGAUUGGGCCGAUGUUGCCACAUGGUACCGAUUACCCAGGAAUUGGGAUUGUAAUUCCCUGAUUCGCCAACACAUUAAGCCUAAAUGGCCGACAAUUUUGUGAUUUUUUAUUUAACUAGGUAAUCUUAGUUUCAAAUAUUAAUUAUUUAUUUGUUUAACUUCUGAUUUGGUUAGUGAAUUGGCUAUUUCGAAGAAUUUACAAGGAGAUUUAAAUCAGAAGAUAGCAAUACUACAGUUCACACUAAAAAGAGAGGUAGGGCCGCAGAGAGCGAGAUAGAUAUAAGUAGGUAUUUGACUCAAGUUUUUUUUCCAACUCUGCCCUCCAUUUUUAUCUUUAGCUUCAUGAUGGUUUCCAACAUGGCAAAAAUCUGAACCAGCGAUCCGGUAUUGACGGUGGCGCCCCACUGUCAAUGUCAUCGACAGGACAGUCCAGUAUUUUGGAACUAUAAAAGAUAUCUGACGAUUGAAAAAUCAGCCCUAAAAUGGUAUGAACCAAAACCACGCCAAAACAGUGAAAUGCAUUUUUUUUUAAAUAUUUUAACUUACAUAUUGUUCUAGAAUUGAUUUAAAACUUGCAUUGUAAUAUAUCAUUUGAAAUUUUAAAUAUAAAAUAUUCCACUCUUGCCAGUGAUAUCUAUCUAGAUUUUAUCUUAUGUAAAUGGUCAUAUUACUUGAAAAACGAUAUAAAAAUAUGUAUUUAUAUUUUUGAUAAAUAUGCGUUAGCCCAACAAACAUUAAAAUAGACAAUAUUUAAAAGGUAUAGUAAAACAAAUGUCUGGCUCAUUUACUAUUAUUAGUGAGAAAAAGAUAAUAAAUAUUAUAAUGUGAUACAUAGUGAAGAUAAUUCAUUUUUUUCUAAACAAAUUUUUAUAAUCACUUAAAAAAUCUGUCAAUAUUAAUUUUACUGUGAUAGCGUAAACCAUUUCAUUUAAGUUAUAAAUGACUGAACAUAUUUUUAAAUAAAACAGUGUGUAUUUUUUGUAAUCGAAUAAAUAUUUUAUUUUGAGCGUUUCA
This is a messenger RNA of Ostrinia nubilalis (European corn borer), 5224 nucleotides long. RefSeq names its product transmembrane protein 104 homolog. The record is from RefSeq and is a predicted model, not a curated record. NCBI's taxonomy places the organism in Eukaryota, Metazoa, Arthropoda, Insecta, Lepidoptera, Crambidae. The transcript has 6 exons. The coding region runs from base 161 to 1678 and encodes 505 amino acids.